Molecule: messenger RNA, 1730 nt
Organism: Daldinia caldariorum
Lineage: Eukaryota; Fungi; Ascomycota; Sordariomycetes; Xylariales; Hypoxylaceae
Product: WD40 repeat-like protein
Exons: 2
Coding region: 188-1492 (434 amino acids)
Molecular function (GO): protein binding
Source: RefSeq, a predicted model, not a curated record
AUCAAUUUCUACCUAUCGGCCGAUCAGCCUAUCCAACGUUUAAUUCUUGCGCGUCAAGUCUUUGACUUAUUCCACCAAGAUCUUUGCAAUUUCAGUCAAUUUAGGAAACGUAAAAUAUGAAGCUCAACUACAAUUGAACCCGUUCUUGGAUCAUGCCAAUUGCCAUGUCAAUUGAAAUCCGCCCAUCAUGUUCGAAAAUCUCUGCACCCUACCUCUAAGCGCCGAACUCUUCUCCCAGGCCUUACACCCGACGGAACCUCUCCUAGGGGUUGGCCUCUCUACCGGACACGUCCAAUGCUUCCGUCUACCUUCCAACGAUCGAUCGCCCGAGGACGAUUCCGAUGCCGACGCCGACGUGAGCGUUCUGUCGGACGGCAAAGGCACCAUCGACACGAUAUGGAGAACCAAGAGACAUAAGGGCAGCUGCCGCACCUUGGCAUUCAGCAAGGACGGCUCAGCUCUAUACUCGGCUGGUACCGAUUACCUCCUCAAGCACUUCUCUCCCGUAACCGGCCAGGUAGCCUCCAAGAUCGCUAUCCCCUCUAAGAAAUCCGUUCCGGACUCGCCCUCUCUACUACACGUCCUCUCGCCGCAGACUCUCCUACUUGCGUGCGACUCGGGCGCCCUCCACCUGCUCGAUCUGAGAGACGGCGCGCUCGCAGCUUCGAAGCCGCAACAGACGCAUUUCCCGCACGACGACUUCGUUUCGAGCAUCACCGCGCUCCCCCCAUCCGCCGAGAGCACGAGCGGCUAUAGCAAGCAAUGGGUUUCUACGGGCGGGACGACGCUAGCUGUUACUGACCUGCGAAGGGGCGUCCUGGUACGCAGCGACGACCAGGAGGACGAACUCCUAUGCACAGCCUUCAUACCGGGAAUAGGACCUAAGAAAAAUCGCCAGAACGGCGUCGUCGCCGUGGGAACCGGCACCGGCGUCCUUACUCUGUGGGACAAGGGGGCUUGGGACGAUCAGCAAGACCGCAUCGUUGUCGAUCCCGCAAAGGGAGGCGGCGAAAGUCUCGACUGCAUCGUGCAGAUUCCGGAGGACAUCGCGGGAGGAAAAAAAGUAGUCGUGGGUGUGGGAGACGGCAGCUUACGCAUUGUCGACCUAGUAAAAAGAGAGGUCGAAGAUCACCUACGCCACGACGAUAUCGAGGCGGUAGUCGGCCUCGGGUUUGAUUGUCAAGGUCGCAUGAUUAGUGGCGGAGGACAGGUGAUUAAGGUGUGGCAGGAGUCGCCUUCGUUAGGUGCAAACGCCGACGAUAGCGACGAGAACAGCGACUCGGACGAAUCAGACGACGACGAGGACAUGAACGGAAAUACGACAGCUGGGAACGGUGCUAAACGUCACGCGAGCGGAGACUCAGAUGAUAGCGACUCGGACAGCGACGAAGAGCGGAAGAGAGGUAAAAAGAAGAAACGAAAGGGAAAGGCGAAUGCCGAUCUUGGGCCUCACGGGCCUCACGGGGUCUUGCGAUUCAAGGGCUUGGAUUAAGCGAUAUUAUGCGCCUCGCCGCGGUUCCGACUUCUCUCUGCCGAGAUACCCAAAAUACUUUAUAAGGGACGAAGUUGGAACCGCCCCGGGUAGCCGAGUAGGUCUCCCGGCUUGUCGCUUAUGUAUUUUCGCGCCUUUUCGAUAUGGUGGAUAUGGACUUGUAGUAAUAAGAUAGCGCAAACGCUUAGGUACCUACACGUAAUGUCUAUACAUAUAUUGAACUCGAACAAAGAACGAA